AUGAAUGACUUGAAAGUUGUGAAUGAAAUCAAUGAGAAACAGACAGAUGAUGAGGUAGAAGACUGGGAGUCAGAAGUAAAUAAAGAUUCCGAACAAAGUGAUACUGAUGAUGGCGGUUGUGUAGGAGUAACUGAAGAAAAUAUGCUUCAAAGCAAAAUCCUUUGGGAGCUGAUUGAGGAUAUAGAAGUUAGAGUUACAAAUGUCAGUGAUUUCUUGAAGGACAUUUGUCCUGAGUUAGAAUACAAUAUAGUUCCAAUUUCUGAUCCUUUUGGACCAGCCAUUGUAGAUCCAUCUAUGGAAAUGAUAGUAGUUAGUGAAGAAACGAUGAAAGGAGGUGAAAAAAUAAAUUCAAUUAGGCAAGAACGUGGUUUGGCACCUUUGAAAAUAUUUCCAGUCGAAUUAAUGGAUGAACCAAAUCCAAAACCAAUUGAAGAACAAAAAAUUAGUUCCAGUACAACUCGGAUAAGGUUAUUGGGGACGCUUUUGAAACCUGUGGAACCAAACUGUAGCAUAUCAAAGACACCUUACAUUAUUGGGUUGACAGGUGGUAUAGCUAGUGGCAAGUCAGGAGUGGCUUCUCAUUUGAAGGAAUUGGGUGCAUUCAUUAUUAACUGUGAUCAGUUAGGUCAUGAUGUAUAUAAAACUGGGAAACCUUGCCAUCAAGAAAUUGUUAAAACCUUUGGAAAGGAAGUUUUGUGUGAAAAUGGGGAAAUCAACAGGCAAAUUUUAGGUGCGAUUGUGUUCAAGAAUUCGGUAAGGGUGAAAGUUGAAAACAUUUAGAGAAAAGUUGAGAAA
Leptinotarsa decemlineata (Colorado potato beetle) is the source of this 795-nucleotide messenger RNA. RefSeq names its product bifunctional coenzyme A synthase-like. Lineage: Eukaryota; Metazoa; Arthropoda; Insecta; Coleoptera; Chrysomelidae. Gene Ontology annotation, biological process: coenzyme A biosynthetic process. The record is from RefSeq and is a predicted model, not a curated record. Gene Ontology annotation, molecular function: dephospho-CoA kinase activity; ATP binding.